Messenger RNA from Rhipicephalus sanguineus (brown dog tick), 1561 nucleotides. RefSeq names its product suppressor of SWI4 1 homolog (gene ppan). Lineage: Eukaryota; Metazoa; Arthropoda; Arachnida; Ixodida; Ixodidae. The coding region runs from base 53 to 1534 and encodes 493 amino acids. Gene Ontology annotation, molecular function: rRNA binding. Gene Ontology annotation, cellular component: preribosome, large subunit precursor. Gene Ontology annotation, biological process: ribosomal large subunit assembly; rRNA processing. The record is from RefSeq and is a predicted model, not a curated record. The transcript is spliced from 8 exons.
CCACUGUGGUAGAGAAGCCCGGCGAGUAAGCGUACACGUGGGGCUCUUCAGUAUGGGUGCGAAAAAACGAAAAGGACGCGCCGUGAAAGCUGCUAAAAAAGGCAGUGCUUCGGUGGAACCAGAAGAGGUCUCAAAGGCCCCUCACACCUUUGUUAUAUCGCGAGGCACUCUGGGCAAGAAUGCGUCAGAGCUGAUGCUAAAUUUCAGGAGAGUUAUGGAGCCUUAUACUGCAUCUAAGCUGCAGGUGCGGAGGAAAAAUGUUGUCAAGGACUUCGUCUCGGUGGCUGGGCUGCUGCAUGUAACACACCUGGUGGUCUUCACUAAGACUGAGAGGGCCAUUUACAUGCGACUAGCAAGGCUACCUCGUGGGCCCACACUCACCUUUCGGGUUGAAAACUAUGCUCUGGCUCGUGACAUCAUUUCAAGUUUAAAGAAGCCAGUCACAUACACGCAUCAGUUCAGCUCUCACCCACUGCUGGUGCUGAAUAACUUCAGUGGUGAAGGCAUGCAUUUCAAGCUUAUGGCCUCCAUGUUCCAGAACAUGUUUCCAUCAAUUAACAUACACACGGUAAAACUGAACACAAUAAGGAGAUGCCUUCUUCUGAAUUAUGAUUCAACAGACCAGACUAUUGAUUUUCGCCACUAUACCAUCAAGGUGGCUCCAUGUGGCAUCAACCGAGCUGUCAAAAAACUUGUGCAAAGCAAGGUUCCAGACUUGGGGCACCUGCGAGACAUCAGUGAGUACGUGGAUCAGGGAGGCCUGUCAGAGAGUGAAGCUGAGCUCGAUGGUGCUUCUAACCAAGUUGUCUUGCCCCAGAAGAUCUGCAGCAGGGGAAAUGUGCUUAACCAGCAGAGCUCUGUUCGGAUGGUAGAGUUGGGCCCACGGAUGAAACUCAAAUUAGUGAAGAUUGAAGAAGGUCUAAUGACUGGCGAAGUGAUGUACCAUGCAUUUAUUCAAAAGACACCAGAGGAGAUUAAAGCACUUCGUGAGCGACGACUGGAACUCAAGAAGCUAAAGGAGAAGCGCAAACAGGAACAGGAAGAGAACAGGCGGAGAAAAGCUUUGCUUAAGGGCGAGCAGGACACGAGUCAAGGGAGUGAUGCAGAUGCAGAAGGGGAGAGUGAUGAGGAAGAUGACCAAGACUGGUACCAGCAGGAAGUGGACGAAGAACCUGAUGAGGAUGACACACCACCACAAGCCAAAAGAGCUAAUAAAAAGGGAAGUGGCACUGCAACUGGCAAGCCUAAUGUGCAGAGGAAACUACAGCACCACAAGCAACAAAGUGGGCAAACAAGAAAAGGGUCACCACCACUGAAGCACAAGGGUAAGACAGAGGAAGAGCAGGAGGAUAAGAAAGCGAAGAAGCGAAAGCUGUCAGACUUUGAAGUGAUGAUGCAGCGACGCAAGAAGCGGAAGAAGUUGAGAGAGAAGGUGAAAGAAAAGCGUUUGCGCUCACAGAAGCUGGCCAGGCUUCGGGCUCAGCAGAAGCAGGAGGUACCUUUCAAGAAAGUCAAGCAUAAAAGAAGCCGGUGAGGGCCACAUGUGCAUUGCAAGGGGGGG